Molecule: messenger RNA, 899 nt
Organism: Rhododendron vialii
Lineage: Eukaryota; Viridiplantae; Streptophyta; Magnoliopsida; Ericales; Ericaceae
Product: acyl carrier protein 1, chloroplastic-like
Exons: 4
Coding region: 201-605 (134 amino acids)
Biological process (GO): fatty acid biosynthetic process
Molecular function (GO): phosphopantetheine binding; acyl carrier activity
Source: RefSeq, a predicted model, not a curated record
CCAAACACUCCCUAUCUCUCGAUGAAAACAAAGCCAACACUCUCUCAUAAAUAAAGAGUAGUUGUAGCUCUCCCCCUCCCUGUCUCUGUAGUUUUACAUCACAAUCUUCGUGUUCUCCGCUCUCCUCUCUCUCUCUCUCUCUCUCUCUCUCUCUCUCUCUGAUUUCCACUGCCCUCGGAUCUCUCUCUCACGAUCCAUCAAUGGCCUCCGUUACUGGGUUUUCCAUUCCCAUGACCUCUUUCGCAGGCUCGCUCAAGCAAAACCAGGUACCCAUGAGGAUCUCAAGUCUGAAUUCAGCGUCUCUGUGCCUCCCAUCACUUAGGAUGCGUCCUGCUCGCUUUCAGAUUUCAUGUGCGGCCAAGCCAGAGACAGUAGACAAAGUGUGUGAAAUAGUGAGGAAACAGCUGGCACUAACGGCUGAUACUGCAGUCACUGGAGACUCAAAGUUCACUGCUCUUGGGGCUGACUCUCUUGAUACGGUGGAGAUUGUGAUGGGACUUGAGGAGGCAUUUGGGAUCAGCGUGGAAGAAGAAAAUGCCCAAUCUAUUGCCACUGUUCAUGACGCUGCGGAAAUGAUCGAUAAGAUCAUUGAGGCCAAGGUUUAAUAAACUUCCCAGGGACACAAUCAUUCAGGUUUCUCUAGGAAAGUUAUUUUUUCUUGUAUCACCUAGAUCUUGGCAACUUUGCUCUUCAAUGCUAGUAGAGCUUCCAGUGUGCUUGUUAGAAUGAAAAAACCCUGUGUUUUUCUCUGUUCUUUUGCUUUUUUUUUUUCUUCAGAAACCUACUCAUUAUGGUUCUUCUAUUUUGGGGUGUCUUUGGGUUAAAGUCGACUCUGAAUGUGUAAUGGGGAUUGAAUAAAUCUUUUUCCGCUUAUAUAUGUGGUUCUACAGUUUCACGUA